Molecule: messenger RNA, 1410 nt
Organism: Fibroporia radiculosa
Lineage: Eukaryota; Fungi; Basidiomycota; Agaricomycetes; Polyporales; Fibroporiaceae
Exons: 9
Coding region: 1-1410 (469 amino acids)
Molecular function (GO): O-methyltransferase activity
Source: RefSeq, a predicted model, not a curated record
AUGUCGCCUAUAUUAGCAUUGCGCGCGCUGCUGGAAGUUAUCUCAAACUCUGUUGACGCGAUUGAGAAUAGAUGCCGGUCUCGCGGUCUCGCUUUCCCUUCUCUCGACGACCCUCUGGUUGUGGAUGGCGAGAGCGUGCAGGAUGACGCUGCAGUCCAACAAGCUGCGACACUUAUCACUUCAGCGGCAUACCAGCUCAUUGCCACAGUACAACAACCUCGAAAAACGAUUUUUGCGGCAGCAUGCAAUUAUUACCUACCAGUAUCCCUGAGAGUCGCAACGGAGACAAAUGUGGUCGAGAUUCUGCGCGACGCCGGACCAGAGGGACUACAUGUAGACGAAAUAGCCCAACAAAAUGGUUUGGACCCUCCCAAAUUAAGCCGAAUUCUAAGACGUCUCGCCACGAAUCACAUCUUUCGAGAAGUAAGACCUGAUGUGUUUGCUAACAACAGACUAUCUUCAGUCUGCGACACUGGAAAGUCAGUCGAGGAGCUCCGCGCAAGACCACUCGAAAAGCAUGAAGGUACCAACGGAAUUCCAGCUUUGAUUGGCCAUUGCACGGAUGAGGAUUACAAGGGUGCUGGCUACAUCCUGGAGCAUCUCACAGACCCGGAGACUGCCUUUGAGGAAGGUCCAAAACGAACGGCGAUGAUGCGCGCGUUCAACUGGACUACAGACGUCUGGACAUGGUUUGAACAACCUUUCAAUAAGGCGCGGUUUAUGCGUUUCGGUGAGGCUAUGAAUGGAGUGAGCAACAUGCAAUCGAUUGACUCUAUCUUCAGAGGUUUCUCGUGGGAGUCACUACAGAGUGAGAGUGUUGUGGUAGAUGUUGGUGGUGGAAUCGGAACAUCAUCUUUAGCGUUAGCUGAGCGGUAUCCAGAGCUACGGCUAAUUGUUCAAGAUCGGCUCCCAGUAAUCGAACAGGGCAUUAAGAAUUUGCGUUCAAAUUGGUUGCGAGACAACGUUGUGCAAUACGCCGCACACGAUUUCUUUGAGGAGCAGUCCCAAAAGAAUGCCGCUGUGUUCCUGCUCAAGCAGAUUCUGCAUGACUGGUCCGAUUCUUAUGCGAUCAGGAUCCUUCGCAGAUUAGCAGAUGCAGCAAAUACGGGAACGAAGCUCGUUCUAAUCGAGAACAUCGUUCCUUACGCAUGUAGGGGCGAUGUCGUUCAUAUUCCUGGCGCUGAAAACCAAGAUGCGCCCACGCCGUUGCUGCCAAAUCUAGGACAAGCAAAUGCUCUAGUCUAUGAUUAUGACCUCUCGAUGUAUGUCCACUUCAAUGCGACUGAGAGGACACUUGGACAGCUGGUCUCUCUACUUGAGAAAGGAGGCUGGAAAGCUGUUCGCGUACAUUCUACAGACCAUUGGGGCGGAUUUCUGCAACAGAUUAUCUCAAUACCUAUGAUAUCAUAA